AUGUCAUCUACAAAAACAACUUCUUACAAGGAUAUGAUUAAAACUGCCAUCCUUACUUUAAAAGAAAGAAAUGGUAGUUCACGUCAAUCCUUGAAAAAAUAUGUUCAAUCAAACAACGAUGUUAAAGGUAAUUUUGAAUCAUUAUUCAACUCUGCUUUAAGAAAAGGUGUUGCUUCAGGAGAAUUUAUUCAACCAAAAGGACCAAGUGGACCAGUUAAAUUAAAUAAAUCAACAGCUCCAUCAACCGAAACUAAAAAACCAGCUAAAAAAGUUACUAAACCAUCAACUACUACUGCUAAACCAAAAGCUGCUAAAGUUACUAAACCAACUACUAAAAAAGCUACUACUGCUCCAAAAGCCAAAAAAUCUGCUACUACUACUACUGCUGCUGCCCCAAAAAAGGCAGCUCCAAAAAAAGCUGCUGCUGCUAAAGCUGUUUCAAAAAAAGCAACUAAAGCUAAAAAAUAG
Lodderomyces jiufengensis is the source of this 468-nucleotide messenger RNA. It is a transcript of the gene HHO1, whose product is annotated as histone. The record is from RefSeq and is a predicted model, not a curated record. Gene Ontology annotation, cellular component: nucleosome; nucleus. Lineage: Eukaryota; Fungi; Ascomycota; Pichiomycetes; Serinales; Debaryomycetaceae. The coding region runs from base 1 to 468 and encodes 155 amino acids. The transcript is spliced from 2 exons. Gene Ontology annotation, molecular function: double-stranded DNA binding; nucleosomal DNA binding; structural constituent of chromatin. Gene Ontology annotation, biological process: chromosome condensation; negative regulation of DNA recombination; nucleosome assembly.